GGCUUUGCAGGCUACGACUCUUCAAGUCAAGCUAGGCCUACUUUACUAGGAAUCUGGUGUUGCAAUCCCGUGGUUGCAGCACGGCUCUUCCUAGUCAGUCAGGAUGAGGGGGGAGAUCCUCCUAGCGUUGAUCGGACUGGUCACCGUGGUGGCCGGCCAAGAUGACAAACCGUGUACUUAUGAUGGGCAGUUCUAUGCCCACCAGGACAGUCUUCGGCCGGAGCCGUCCACGGACCCUUGCAAGAUUUGCACCUGUCUGAACGGAGAGUUGGAGUGUUACUACGAGAGCUGUGAGGAGGUGAAUUGUCCGGAUGCUGUGGCUGCAGAAGGAGAGUGCUGCCCCAAGUGUCCAGACACCACCUACUAUGAUGAAUAUGGUGUAAGUAAACUUAUUAAUCAGUAUUUCGUAUCAUAUUUCGUACGUUUACAACAUCUUAGUUGUUGUUGAUCUUUGAAAAUUGUCCCAUUGCUUUCAUAAUGACAAUAAAUUAAGGCAAUGUCACUCUGUUGAAAAAUCAAGCAACUUUUCUACUGUAUCUCUUUGUGCCAGUAUCGGCCAGAGUUUUUAAGUUGUAAAAUUCCGAUUUAA
This is a messenger RNA of Liolophura sinensis, 589 nucleotides long. Its product is annotated as kielin/chordin-like protein. The coding region runs from base 104 to 448 and encodes 114 amino acids. The record is from RefSeq and is a predicted model, not a curated record. Gene Ontology annotation, molecular function: BMP binding. The transcript has 3 exons. Gene Ontology annotation, biological process: dorsal/ventral pattern formation; negative regulation of BMP signaling pathway. NCBI's taxonomy places the organism in Eukaryota, Metazoa, Mollusca, Polyplacophora, Chitonida, Chitonidae.